CGCACCCGCAGCAGCUCCCGCCGCUCCUCUCCGCCAUGUCCGCUGAACCGGCCCCGACUGCCGCCCCCGCCGCCCCCGAGCAGGACCCCGGACCCGAGCCGCCGGCGGGCGGCGGGGAGGCGGCCGAGCACCGGGCGCUGGUGCUAACGGGCUUCGGCGGCUACGACAAAGUGAAGGUGCAGGCGCGGCGCGGCGGCGGCCCCGGGCCCGGCGAGGUCUCGGUGCGUGUCCGUGCCUGCGGCCUCAACUUCGCCGAUCUGAUGGCGCGGCAGGGCCUGUACGACCGGCUGCCGCCGCCGCCCAUCUGCCCCGGCAUGGAGUGCGCCGGCACCGUCCGCGCCCUCGGCGACGGCGUCGGCGACCGACAGGUUGGUGAUAAGGUGAUGGUCCUAGCUAGGUCAGGGCUCUGGCAAGAAGUGGUGAAUGUGCCUGCCAGUCAGACUUUCCUGAUGCCUGAGGGAAUGAGCUUUGAGGAAGCUGCUGCUCUUCUUGUCAACUACAUCACUGCCUACAUGAUCCUGUUUGACUUUGGAAACCUGAGACCCAACCAAAGUGUCCUCAUCCACAUGGCUGCAGGUGGUGUGGGAACUGCUGCCAUCCAGCUGUGCAAGACUGUAGAAAACGUCACCAUUUUUGGCACAGCAUCUGCCUCCAAGCACGAGUCUCUCAAGGAGAGUGGAGUCACUCACCCCAUUGACUACAGAACGACAGACUAUGCAGAAGAGGUCCGAAAAAUCUCUCCCAAAGGUGUUGACAUUGUCCUGGACCCCCUGGGAGGAUCUGAUACAUCCAAAGCAUUUAACCUGUUGAAGCCCAUGGGCAAACUCAUCACUUAUGGGGUAGCAAACCUGCUCACUGGGCAGAAGAAGAACCUCAUGGCUAUGGCUAAAACCUGGUGGAACCAGUUCAGCAUCAGUGCCUUGCAGCUCCUACACCAGAACAAGGCUGUGUGUGGCUACCACCUUGGAUAUUUGGAUGAAGAAGUUGAGCUUGUCAGAGGUGUUGUAGCCAAGCUGGUUAACUUGUACAGUCAAGGCAAAAUCAAGCCCAAGAUAGACUCUGUAUGGCCCUUUGAUCAGGUGGCAGAUGCCAUGAGGCAGAUGCAGGAGAAGAAGAAUGUUGGGAAGGUCAUUCUGGUUCCUGAAGCACCCAAGGAAGAAUCCAAAAAAGAAGAGAACUAAGGGGAAGAGAUGUGUGCAGAUUAUGAAUUCAUGGUUUAACUCCCUGAUCUUUGGGACCUGGACAUGGACAGAUCAGUAGCUUCCAUCUUCACCAGUACAACAUCGUGGUUAAAGUUAAGAUGAGGUUUGCAUGCUCUUGUUGUGACUGACCCUUUGCCAGAUAUGCCUCCUGCCCUAGCUCUCUCUUUUGAAGCCUGUUUAUUUCCUACAUUUUUUCAUCACUUAUUUCUCUACUAGAUUUCCAAAAACUGACCAUAUUUUUCUCUGGCAAUGCAGCUGAAGCUUCCAGGCAGUUGGUGAUUAACAACUGCAGAGCCUUUCACUGUAAAGUCAAGAUCUAACAUACUGUAGCAGCUGCCAUGCAUCUCCACAGAAACUGAGCCCUGCUGAAGCAUUUGUGCUGCCACCUUUGAGAAGCUUGUUCAACUUAAUGGGCCAAACUUAGGAUGUUUCCUCAAGAGCCAGAGGAAAAGCAUGGCUGGCCAGUUUAAUUCUUCAGUUUACACUAACCAUGCUCUUUCCUCUUGGCGUCAUAGGCCUCCAGUCCGAUAGUAACAGGCCAUGCUGUCUUUGCUUUGUAAAUAACCAUCCUGGCAUUUCGGAGUCUAUGGCAUUUUGCACUUAAUUUGCAGUCACUUCUCUGUGCAGUUGGCAAAUAACCUGACAGGCUGGUCUGGUCUGUGUCUGAAUGCAGAAAGGAAGUUUCAAUUAAGUAACUUGAUCUUGUCCAUUUUCUGAUUCCAAACUAUAUAGGGAGAUCUAAACUGUGUCUGAUUUCUAGAGACCCUAAGGAAUUGACUGUCUCUCAAAUGACUGGAACAAUUGAUGUUGCCUCUGUGCUUUAUUAAUGCUGGGCUACAAGUUGGUAUUGUUAAAGAUAAACUUCACCCUCGUGUUUGUAUUUCCAAGGGCUGCAGCACUGAAUUAGACUUCAGCAAGGUGGGAACAAAAUAAGCCCCUGUUAAUGCUUGCUUUAGGCUGUGCCCUGCAUGCUGGGAAGGUGUUUGUGAUUUGGCAAGUAACUUGCAAGAACCAAUCUCAAAAACCUGCUUCCUGGGAGCCCAGGCUGGCCUGUCCUGCAGCACACCAUGCUGUAAAGCUGUCACCAGGUUGUCAGUGUUGAUGGUAAACUGCCCAGGUCUUUGUCAAGCCUCUUGGCCUGAGCAUCUUGAGCAGUUUAAAUUGUGCUUUCUAUUCUCUUCUAGCUAGCUUGUUAGAAAUCAGCUCAAAACAGCUCUCACCUGGUGGUUUAGUGCUGCAGUAGGGCUUCAGGACUCUUACCCUGAAACUUCAAGCCUUGGGACCCUUGGACUCUCUUCCAGCCCUGAGAGUUUAGGAACUGCUUGGGGUACUACUCGCAGACCAAAACUUGGACUCUCUUCCUCUUCUGUGCAUUUGGAAACAUAGCUGUGCAGAGACCAAGCCUAGUUUUGUGACCACUCGAUGUCCUGGGUGGUGCCCCCAUUCCUGCUGGACCCUGUUUUCAGCUCUCAGUGACUGUGAUGUUCUUUGUGCUUGCUUUGAGGUUUUGUCAUGGACUGUACUGUGAGCUUCUAGGCUUUGUUCUGGAUUUGAAAUUUUAGAAAAUUUGAAUUUGAGGGUGCUGAGAGGCUGCUGCCCAUCAUGGAGGAUUUCAGGCUGCAGAAGCAAAACCUGUCUGCUAGGAUUCCUGCAUCACCAAACCCCAAGGAGGUGCCAGUGGGGCCAAGGGCCCUGGGUGCAAAGUCCCUUGGGAGCAGCCAAGUGCUGUGCAGGGUUGAGGGGGCUCCUGUGCAGGGCAGGAAGGGGGUCUUUCCCAGCCAGUUUGGCCCUCCAAGCAGGGCUCCUGUCUGCCAGGACACCUUGUACUUCAGGUGCUUGGGCUAUUUCUGCUGCCUUUUAGAAACACCUAAGCACAGCUUCUAGGGGGCUUGCCCUGGGUAACUUUUAAGACGUAACCCAACCCUGUUCCCUACAAACUCUGAGGUGGGCUGGAGCCCUAUCACAGAUCCUUGUCUGUGCAUCUCUCACAGUUGAUACGUGAACUUCAGGAACAUGGUCUGAUGAAACUCACAAGCACAACUUUUAACCUUUCUGAAUCCAAAAUCUUGCUGAUGCUUCUUCAAGCCUUCCCUGUCAUGCUAAUUUAGAUUAAAUCCAACAGUGUCUAAUGCUGCUUUGCCAGAUCUGACAACAGGACUGUCUAAAUUACUGAAAUGGGAAGUCUGGACCUGUUCCUCUGAGAAACUGGACUUCACCUUGAUGAAAGAGCAGCAUGCUGAAAUGGCACACACUUGUAAAGGGGAAAAAUACAAAAUUGUGUCUCACAGUAACAUCCUCUCCCUGCUUUGCUCUGGGGUGAGUGUGUGCCCAGUGCCUUACCUGGCCGGGGUGGCAGCGCAGCAAGGCGCUCCCAGCCUGUCCCUGCCGAAGCCACCAGGAAGAAAGUGGAAGAACUGCAGAUUCCCAUAGGACACGCCUGACAUGCUGCCCUUCUGACGUGCCACAGAAAACAGUAUCUCAGUGCCUUCUUCUACAUGCCUGUAAGGACUAGGAAGUCACUGGAGCCUUUUCCAUUCUGGCCUUUCAUAGUAUUGCCAAAAACCUGUUAGGACUCUUGCUAGCUCUGUUUCGUGAACACUGGUGAUGUAGUCAGACUUAUAGCGAAUAAGACACUCCUUUUCCAUGUAUUGCAGCCUUUCCAGGGCCAUCCUGGUGGUUUUUUGCUCCCCAGUCCAGAGAGCUAUUGUAGAGCCCUUGUCUCCGCCAGGGCAGCAGCCUGGCUCCAGCCACUCCUCGAGUGAAGCGUUAUCUGCUGCCCCAGCCUUGGCUCUCAGGAAACAAUCCUGGCACCCUCACUCUCUGAGCUGCUCAUGUAUCUGCUGACUACAAAUUCCUCCAGUCCUUAUCAGGGCAAGAGUGCUCGGCAGUUACUCUGUGUUAGUGUUUACGGUUCAAUGGCCCUUGGUAGCAACAAUGUUUUCUGCAGAAAGACCAAGAUCAAGGGUAACCUUGUUUCUCACUGCCUCACUGAUCAAUGCUCUACUCUAGGUGAUUGUGGUUGGUUGUUUCUGGGUUUGUUUUGUUGUGGUUUUGGUGUUUUUACGUGUUUUUUUUUUUAACAGACAAAUAUUUUAUGGGCCAAUAAGUAUAGAACCUAUAUAAAACAACUUCAAGUGUCUUAACUUAUUAAAGUUAACCAGCAGGUUUGUAUACUAAGGACCAAAGCAAAAAAAAACCAAACAAACAACAAACAAACCCCCUAGGAUACAAAUAAUUCCACUCAAUGUUGCCUAACUGUUCAGGUCAAGGUCGUGCUAUUGAAGAAAUGGGCAGUGUCUUUGCUUAAAUUGCAUGUGCCAUUCCAGUUACCAGAAGUGCAGUUAUUUUACUGAUUGUCUGACCCAGAGUUUGUGCCAUGAGGAGUCCAAGUGGAAAGUGUGAGUAAGGAGCUGGUGAGCAGGGGAAAUGCAUCCCCAGCCCUGCCUGCUGCUGUGGGGGGGGCCCAUGCCCAUGCUGGGCGUGAGUAGCCUGUGCCACUUCUGCAUCAACAGUGCAGUUGCCUUCCCAGACUAGUACUGCUGUUCUUGGACAAAAUGCAACUCCGUUGCUAUCACCAGGCAGCUUUUGUCUCAUUUUUAGCUGUUUUCUCUCAAGCUCACUCAUGUUGCACACUGACUGCAGAAGGGGGAAUGGGAGGAGGCAGCCCUGGUGUGCGCAGAGGAACAUGACCCUGCCAAGUGCUGCAAGAUGGGGAAGGAGUUAGCUCUAUGUUUCACUUUGGACAUCUGUAUUAAACUAGAAAUUACCAAGGAGAAGAAGCAUUGUGGGCCUCAUGCUUUAUUUGAUGCAGGAUUCUGGCCCACUUACAGCUGCUAUCAUAGGUGUAAAAACCACUCUUGCUGCCUAAUGAAGUUUCUUGUGGGCUAAGCCCUGCUGAUGGCAAAGUGUGACUGGCGAAUUGCACGUGAAUGUGAGGGGCAUUAGACUCUGAGCCUCUUGCAACAUAUGGUCUGGUCUGUACUGCCUGAGCUGUAUUGAUUUGCAGAUGUGUGAUAUGAGUGAUACUCAUCCUACAGCCACAUGGAAAAUGUUUGUUUAAAAAUAUAUAUUCUGCUUCAUGCGUGUAACCAAGUUGGACAGAAAGCAAGUGUGCCAAUGCUGUUUACAUGACUAUAAUGUGUAAUGCUCCUUUGUCUAAUGUUACCAUAUGCCUUAUGUGUUUCAAAUGUUAAUUAAAAGCAUAACAAACCCUCA
Messenger RNA from Apus apus (common swift), 5417 nucleotides. RefSeq names its product vesicle amine transport 1 (gene VAT1). The record is from RefSeq and is a predicted model, not a curated record. Gene Ontology annotation, molecular function: oxidoreductase activity; zinc ion binding. The transcript has 6 exons. The coding region runs from base 36 to 1181 and encodes 381 amino acids. Lineage: Eukaryota; Metazoa; Chordata; Aves; Apodiformes; Apodidae.